CCCCCUUCCUCUGGGUCUCCCUCCCCUCCUCCAGAAUCCACUGCAUUCCCUGAGAGUUCAGGGACGAGGCGCAGGGUUUGGGGUUGGGGGAGUUAUCUGGCCUGACUGACGCUGGGAUGUACAUUGAAGAAUUUGGACCCUUCUGGUUUUCUGCCUGGCGAUGAUUUCCUGUUGCAGAAAGGACGAGGGGGCGACCAGGUGAGGGAGAGGGGCUUCUGCUAACUGAGAGGUGACCCUCUCACAUCCCCCCCCACCCCCCGCCGACACCACCAACCCUCCCCCCUUCCUGGACUGAUUCCCUGGUAACUUUGGAUAACCAAACGGUGCGUGUAGCGAAAGACAAGUCACUCCCGCCUUCAACUCCAGGCUCACCUCCCCGGUUCCUGGCAGCGUUUGGGGGAGGGGGGGUGGGGUGGGUGGGGGGUUAGAGGAGUGCUUGGCCUUCCCGCGGCCUCCUGUGUCUUCAUGUUGUCUCAGAGGGUCGGGGGGACACUCUCCAGGAAGGUCCCGGACGUAGGCGAGACGGUGGGGCUGAGCUCCGGAUGAGACGGCUGGUUGUGAUCGCUCUUCCCUUUCAGAAGGGCGCGGGUCCCCGUGAAUCGGGACCGGCGGGCGCCGUUCAAGAGCCGGGAACUUGAGUGAGCGCUUGCCCCGGGGGCCGACAGCAUGAGCGAUGGAGGCAGUCAGCGAGGAGGGGAGGCGACCAGGAGCGAAGCCCAGGCCGGGGAGAGAGGGACAGACCCGGGCAGUACAUCCGCCUCGACCCCCAAGUCCCAAGGAGAAGCGAUACUCUCUCCGGGGGAUCCGGAUUAUUGCAGGAGGAUCCUGGUCCGAGAUGCUAAAGGGACCAUCCGUGAGAUCGUUCUGCCGAGGGGCUUGGACCUGGACCGGCCAAAGCGGACACGGACCUCCUUCACGGCGGAGCAGCUUUACCGCCUGGAGCUGGAGUUUCAGCGCUGUCAGUACGUGGUGGGCAGGGAGCGCACCGACUUGGCCAGGCAGCUCAAUCUCUCCGAGACCCAGGUCAAGGUCUGGUUCCAGAACAGACGCACGAAGCAGAAAAAGGACCAGAGUAAAGACUGUGACAGUCGUCCAUCCAGUGCCUCAGAAUCCAUCGCCACCUGUAACAUCCUGAGACUUCUGGAACAGGGGAGAUUGUUGUCCAUUCCUCCCGCUCCCAGUUUGGUCAUUCAAGGAGCCACUCCUCAUGGAUCUCCAGCGGUUGACAACUGUGGCCUGGUCUCCUCCAGCAGCAGUUCUCCUGGAAUGACCGCUGCCUCUCUCAGCCUCUCCACCCCUCCCCAGACUACCGGCUCCCCCCACUGCCAGCAAGUUACUUCUCCGUGCUUCACGUGCCCACCACUAGGCACCACUCUUGAGCUCUCCUCCAGCUACGGGAUCGGUAUGUCAGCCUUCGAGCCUUACGCACGAACUGAGAGACAAGACAGUGCCACAGAGAAAAGGCCAAGUUCGUAGACAGACAGAGAGAGAGGGAGGGGGGAAAGAAAAGAGAUUCUCUCAACACAUUCCUAUUGCAUCUUGUGCUUGAGUCGUGCCAAUGUUCAGUUGAUGUGAUGGUGAUUCUGAUGCAGCUUCCUCCCCCUCCCCCACCACACCCCAACACAACACAGAAAAAGAGAGACAAGGAGAACCAAAUAAAAUCUGACAAAUCAUUCUCUUGGCAACAACCAGGAGCUGACACCCUACAGUUCACAGGUCAUGGGUCAGGUCACCCAUUGUCCAAUCAAUGGAGGCUAAACCCACCAUGUUGCUCUUGGUUGGAUGGUUUCAGUCUGGUUUCUGACUCACUGUGUGUGGGACACUAACUCAUAGACCAUGGCCUGACCCACUCACCACCCCCCCCCCACUCCUCCCACAUCCUGACCCUCAGUCCUUUUAAUCCCUGAGACAUCGGGCAAUGUAGGCAUUCAGAGAUUCGGAAAGGCAACAAGGUGAUGUAGUGAACAUUUCCCCCACCCUGGUUGUUGCAUUCUGCAAAGUCAGUGGAGUUGUGGACCUUCUGUACCAAUCGGUGAGGGGACAGCAGACAUGAUGUGAGGAAAAGGCCACAGGGCUUGGGGGUGGGGGAUGCUUCGGAGCAUUCGUUACUAAUGGGUCCAACCUCACCUGUAUAUCCCAUACACAUUUCACCCAACACAGGCCAAAGCAAGACAGACACUAGUUCUACAGUCAGUGGAUAAUGACCAUGAGUGAUGGGGUGAAAACUGACCGAUGUCUCUCAGCAUUCUGUCCCCACUCCCACCAGCCUUCCCUAUCUAUUGAGACUCCAAUACAAAUGGAGACAAUAGAGUGGGGAUCAGUGCUCUCUCCAGUCUGAGAGACUCAGAACAGACAGUGCCUUACCUGUCCAAGCCAAUGGGGGGCAGUACCUCGUCACAAUUCACCUCAUUCUAUGGCCUGUUGGUCCCUGGGUGGUGGAGGCAGUGGGGGUGGGGGGGGGUCAGUUUGAAGAGAGUCUGCAUUUCAUUUUACACUUCACACCACUCCAAACACAUAUCAGCUGUAUGUCUCUGUCUCUCUCUAUCUCCGUGCUCCCACAGGAUCAGGUAACUUCACAGUCACUGCUGACUGUACUUCACUGAUCCUCAAAGGAAAUGCUUUCACAGUCAAAAGGUAAAGAGCUGACUUUGAACAGAAACAAAUGUGUCUUUCAAAAACAGGCUCAGUGGUUCAGGAAACGUCUCAUCUACCCCCACCCCCAACCUUCAAACUGAGAGUCUUAACAGCAUUUAUUAAAUUAUAACUUAUUCAACAAAGAU
This is a messenger RNA of Chiloscyllium plagiosum (whitespotted bambooshark), 2780 nucleotides long. It is a transcript of the gene vax2, whose product is annotated as ventral anterior homeobox 2. Gene Ontology annotation, cellular component: nucleus. Gene Ontology annotation, biological process: neuron differentiation; regulation of transcription by RNA polymerase II; central nervous system development. Lineage: Eukaryota; Metazoa; Chordata; Chondrichthyes; Orectolobiformes; Hemiscylliidae. Gene Ontology annotation, molecular function: RNA polymerase II cis-regulatory region sequence-specific DNA binding; DNA-binding transcription factor activity, RNA polymerase II-specific. The record is from RefSeq and is a predicted model, not a curated record.